Molecule: messenger RNA, 1126 nt
Organism: Esox lucius (northern pike)
Lineage: Eukaryota; Metazoa; Chordata; Actinopteri; Esociformes; Esocidae
Product: cytochrome c oxidase assembly factor 6 homolog
Exons: 3
Coding region: 137-379 (80 amino acids)
Biological process (GO): respiratory chain complex IV assembly
Cellular component (GO): respiratory chain complex IV; mitochondrion
Source: RefSeq, a predicted model, not a curated record
UUCCUCACUGUCUUUAUAGCUGUCCUUGAAUUCACUAGAAAAAGUGUUACAGAACCUAACAUCGUCUACUUGAAAUGGUCUUUCUUUAUAUUGACUUAACUAUUCAUACCGGAGUUGCGGUAGAAACAUUUAUGUGAUGUCAGCCCCUACAGCAAACCAGAGGAAAGAGUGCUGGGGUGCUAGGGACAAACUGUGGAAGUGCCUUGAUGAUAACCGUGACAACACCUCCUGUGAGAAGUUCCAGAAAGAGUUUGAGGUGUCCUGUCCCGCUCAAUGGGUGAAAUAUUUCAACAAGAGGAGAGACUUCUUGAAAUACAAAGAGAGGAUGGAGAAGGAGGGCUUUGAGCCUGCUGAAGGUCCUAAACAGUCACAGUCCUAGCCAGUAACCACCGGUCAGAAGGCAGAGAGGAGGUGGGCCUCUGGAGCCUGCUAGUUGACGCUGGGCAGCAGUCGUCUGCCGCUGGACACCGCAGCCCCACUAUGCUCUACCAGAGAGGACCGAUGCUGAAGGUCAGUGACCACACCCAUACCAGACCUGGACGCUCAGGGUGCAUGUCAGCGGUCAGGUAUUUUGUGUUCAUUUGUCUAAUUAAUUUCUUGCUUCUGGCUCGUGACCCGUGCCACCCCACCCUUACACGUCCUCCCGUUGAGUUAAAUACAACACCGGUUGAAAAAACACGGAGGGCUCGGGCUGGGACACUGCCCUUUGGAUACAUCGCCCAUCACUUGAGAGCACAGAGAAAAAACAUGGCCCAGUGUCUGUUCAAGAAUGUGCAUAUUGGGGGAGGGCAAGGGACCGUGUUCCAGUACAAAACCUUCCUCAAAGUACCAACUGUCCAAGCAAACUGGAGAGUCAUUGUCAUAGUGAUCACUGUGGAUCACUCCUCACUGGCAUGAUUCUUCAGGAUUCCUUUGUUUCUCUGAUUGAUUAGUCUGACAGCGGGUGGACCUUUGUGCUGUGACAACUUUUAUCCGCUAAGCUGUAUCAACUGCCUUCGUGACCUAUCAGCUACCAAUCUUUUUUUUUUUCGUCCAACGGGCAGAUAAUGUUCAUUAUUUAUGAAUAGCGGUGUGGUAUGAUUGUGAUUUGUUGUUGUUGAUAAAUAAAGACGAGUCAUGAAUUGAA